AUGAGUGACGAUGACAAAAGCUUCAAUCCAAACGAGGAUGUUGAACCAACGAUCCAACCGCCUAAAACGAAGAAACGACCACUCCAUUCCAACGCCGACGCUUCGUCCGCAUCACGAAAGGAAAACUCUAGGACGUUAGCUAUUAAGAGAAGGGAACAAACGAGCUCCAAGUCCGUGGCUACAGUCAAUGACCUAGGCGCAGGGAUUAUGAACAGCGAGCUUCGAAAUGUAGUCUCCGAACACAACAGCGGUAAGCCGCCAUCGGCAAAACGCCUUCCAGCAACAAAAGUCACCAAAAAUAUAAAGAAGACGCCGCAAAAUGUCGAACCAAUAAAAAGUUGCAUUCCUGUAGAAGGUGUAUUGCACGCGGAAUGCGACGACAAAUUUUUUGAUAACUACGAUGUUGUCAUCCCACCAAACUUUGGAAGCAAUGGAGAGUACACGCUAUUGGUUCAAAUUGAUCCAGAGGAUUCAGCAAGCUUAGAUUUUACCGGCGCUGUUGGGGCGAUAGGUCGUCUAGAAACGGUCGCGGAAGGGGUGGUUCUGGAUUUCAAAGGGUGCCAGUACCGGGGACGAAUAUAUCCGGGGUCGACAGCUGUGGUCUUGUCGACAAACGGGAAGAAAGCAGAUACGCAGCUACUCAAAGUAGAGAGUAUGACAGACGAGUUUUGCCGCUUAACCAAAGAAGGCAACGCGAUGGAAAAGUUAAAUGCUAUUGUACGCGGAGACAUGGUAGGGUAUCAGUACCAAUUUCGUGAAGACGAUGUCAACCGGAACACGACAGUGCAGACAAUAGAGAGCUCAGAACCAACGAGUAAAAAAAAGCAGCUGACCUCGACCACUGGCGGGUCGCAGAAGAAACGCCGCUGA
Molecule: messenger RNA, 870 nt
Organism: Phaeodactylum tricornutum CCAP 1055/1
Lineage: Eukaryota; Bacillariophyta; Bacillariophyceae; Surirellales; Neidiaceae
Exons: 2
Coding region: 1-870 (289 amino acids)
Biological process (GO): DNA endoreduplication
Cellular component (GO): DNA topoisomerase type II (double strand cut, ATP-hydrolyzing) complex
Molecular function (GO): double-stranded DNA binding
Source: RefSeq, a predicted model, not a curated record